Molecule: messenger RNA, 711 nt
Organism: Emys orbicularis (European pond turtle)
Lineage: Eukaryota; Metazoa; Chordata; Testudines; Emydidae
Gene: DUSP26
Product: dual specificity phosphatase 26
Exons: 4
Coding region: 1-711 (236 amino acids)
Biological process (GO): protein dephosphorylation; negative regulation of MAPK cascade
Cellular component (GO): cytoplasm
Molecular function (GO): MAP kinase phosphatase activity; protein tyrosine/serine/threonine phosphatase activity
Source: RefSeq, a predicted model, not a curated record
AUGGCGACUCUCCCAAUCGAUUCACGAGAGUUGGCACUUUUGCAGGACGGGACCGUGGGUGACGGCAGCAGCAGCGUUGUUGCCCACAGGGAUGCAUCGUGGGUCUCUGGAGCUCCAAUGGCUUUUAUGUCCAGGUUCUCCAGAAGCAGCUCCAGGUCACCCAGCCGGGGGUCUCAGGAAGACGCCAGCAACCACCCCAUCCUCAGUGUCUUUGAGCUGGAGAGGCUGCUGUACACGGGGAAGACGGCCUGUAACCAUGCAGAUGAGGUCUGGCCAGGACUCUACUUGGGAGACCAAGAUAUAGCAGCCAAUCGGCGUGAGCUGGCCCGCCUGCGCAUCACCCACAUCCUCAAUGCCUCGCACAGCAAGUGGAGAGGGGGUGCUGAGUACUAUGAGGGCACCGGCAUCCGCUACCUUGGCAUCGAGGCCCACGACUCGCCCAGCUUCGACAUGAGUCCCUACUUCCACCCCUCAGCUGACUUCAUCCACCAGGCGCUGAGCGAGGGAGGAGGAAGGAUCCUCGUCCACUGUGCUGUCGGGGUGAGCCGCUCGGCCACCUUGGUCCUCGCCUACCUCAUGAUCCGCCACCGUAUGACCCUGGUGGAAGCCAUAAAGACUGUCAAGGACCACCGCGGCAUCAUCCCCAACCGGGGCUUCCUGCACCAGCUGGUCUCCCUGGAUAACUCCCUGAGGCUGAAGCGGCGAGCAUGA